AAUGGAGGCGAUUUAGACUGGAGCGGGACCGCGUCUGUCAAAAGCCCGACUCGGCAGCAGCGGCGGAGUCCAGAGGAGAGCUGGAGCCGCCGCGCUGCCUCCCCGCCCCCGCCGGGAUUUAUUGAGUAUUUGGACUGGACAAUUAAGUGGCCCUGAUGAUGUUACCAAGCCCGGUCACCUCCACCCCUUUCUCAGUCAAAGACAUUUUGAAUCUGGAGCAGCAGCAGCAACAGCAUUUCCACGGCGCGCACUUGCAGGCGGACUUGGAGCACCACUUCCACUCGGCGCCCUGCAUGCUGGCCGCCGCUGAGGGGACGCAAUUUUCUGACGGAGGGGAGGAGGACGAGGAAGAAGAGGGAGAGAAACUGUCCUAUCUGAACUCACUAGCUACAGCCGACGGCCACGGGGAUUCGGGGCUCUGCCCCCAGAGCUAUGUCCACACGGUCCUGCGAGACUCGUGCAGUGGGCCUAAGGAACAUGAAGAGGAGCCCGAGGUCCUGAGGGACCGGAGCCAAAAAAGCUGCCAGCUGAAGAAGCCUCUGGAGGCGGCCGGAGACUGCAAGGCAGCGGAAGAGAGCGAGAGGCCGAAGCCACGCAGCCGCCGGAAGCCGCGGGUCCUCUUCUCGCAAGCCCAGGUCUUCGAGCUGGAACGCAGGUUCAAGCAGCAGCGGUACCUGUCGGCCCCCGAGCGCGAGCACCUCGCCAGCAGCCUGAAGCUCACGUCCACGCAGGUGAAGAUCUGGUUCCAGAAUCGCAGGUACAAGUGUAAGAGACAGCGGCAGGACAAGUCUCUGGAGCUGGGCGCGCACGCGCCCCCGCCGCCGCCGCGCCGCGUGGCAGUGCCGGUGCUGGUGCGGGACGGCAAGCCGUGCGUCACGCCCAGCGCGCCAGCUUACGGCGCGCCCUACAGCGUGGGCGCGGGCGCCUACUCCUACAACAGCUUCCCCGCCUAUGGCUAUGGGAAUUCGGCAGCUGCCGCCGCAGCCGCGGCUGCUGCAGCCGCCGCCGCUGCGGCCUACAGCGGCAGCUACGGCUGUGCGUACCCGGCAAGCGGUGGCGGCGGCGGCGGGGCCUCCGCGGCGGCCUCGGCCAUGCAGCCCGCCUGCAGUGCGGCCGGAGGCGGCCCCUUUGUGAACGUGAGCAACCUGGGCGGCUUCGGCGGCGGCGGCGGCGGCGCGCAGCCAUUACACCAGGGUGCGGCGGCCGGGGCCGCGUGCGCGCAGGGAAACUUGCAGGGCAUCCGGGCCUGGUAGGGACCGGGCGGGUCAUGCGGCAGCCGCCCCACCGCAGCCUGGCGCCGCGGGACUGAAGCGCGAGAAAGGCUGGAUCCAAGGAAGGGCCAGGUCCCCUCGUUAAAUAAAAAGAAAUAUAUAUAUAUAUACGUCUCGCUUCCCAGGGCCCCGGAGCGCAGCUCACGCGAGGCCUGGGGAAGGGGGCUCAGGGGCGAAGAGGAUGCCCGGGAGUGGUCACGAAGACUGUCUCUGAGGCAGAAACGCCGGCUGGGUGCUGGGAGGACGAUGGCCCCGAGCUUGGCCCCAAAAGGAGUGCGAGAGGCUGGGACUCGGGCUGCCGCUCGGUUCUCCCAGAGCAAGAAGGGCUUCUCUCCUUCGGGCUUCUCUCCCUCAACCUUCCCGCGGCCGCCGCGAAGCGCUGGCGGAGAACUCAAGGACAAAAAAAGCAUGAAGGAGAGAAAAAUGGGCGUCGUGGCUUGAGAAAUCCCCAGGCCCUGCCGACCCUCUGCCCCCUUUGCGGGGCCGGCGUACCACAGCACAGUCCAUUUUCCUUUUCCCAACCACCUGCCUUCCGCACCAGAUACCUCGGCCUGGAUCUCCAGAUUGUCAGGGGGGUGUAGAACUCUGCGAGAAAAACCAGCGGAGCGAGACCAAAAGUUGGGGGGCUGAACAAAUCCGGGAACUGGUGGCCCACCGGAGGUGUUACCGGCUUUCCUUUCUGUUUCGUAUUGUGUUCAGCACAUAUAAUAUAUAUAUAUAUAUAUAUAUAUAUAUAUAUAUAUAUAAAACUAUAUCCACACGCCAUGUACACACCCGCUGCCAUACACUACAGGAGUCAAUAAACAAGGUGCAAUAUUUUCAAA
Balaenoptera musculus (blue whale) is the source of this 2095-nucleotide messenger RNA. RefSeq names its product NK2 homeobox 3 (gene NKX2-3). Gene Ontology annotation, cellular component: nucleus. The transcript is spliced from 2 exons. The coding region runs from base 156 to 1253 and encodes 365 amino acids. Gene Ontology annotation, molecular function: DNA-binding transcription factor activity, RNA polymerase II-specific; RNA polymerase II cis-regulatory region sequence-specific DNA binding. Lineage: Eukaryota; Metazoa; Chordata; Mammalia; Artiodactyla; Balaenopteridae. Gene Ontology annotation, biological process: cell differentiation; regulation of transcription by RNA polymerase II. The record is from RefSeq and is a predicted model, not a curated record.